Messenger RNA from Plasmodium coatneyi, 964 nucleotides. Its product is annotated as Dual-specificity phosphatase. Gene Ontology annotation, cellular component: cytoplasm. The coding region runs from base 1 to 537 and encodes 178 amino acids. Lineage: Eukaryota; Apicomplexa; Aconoidasida; Haemosporida; Plasmodiidae. The transcript has 3 exons. The record is from RefSeq and is a predicted model, not a curated record. Gene Ontology annotation, molecular function: protein tyrosine/threonine phosphatase activity; MAP kinase tyrosine/serine/threonine phosphatase activity. Gene Ontology annotation, biological process: negative regulation of MAPK cascade; protein dephosphorylation.
AUGAUUCGAUUAUUACCAUUUCUAUAUUUGGGAAACCGGGAUGACAUAGAUCAUGUUGAAAAUCUUAAAGAAAAUAACGUACAAGCGCUGGUAAUAUGUUGCACUUAUUUCGAGUACCCUGAAGAUAAAGUCCCAAAUGGGUUUGCGAAAUUACGAGUUAAUUUGGAAGACAUAGGAAUGGAACAAAUAUCUUCCUAUUUUGAGGAAUCCAAUAAUUUCAUUCAUUCGUAUGUUAAGAAGGAGCAGGGAGUUCUCAUCUCAUGCUGCCAAGGCAUCAGCAGAUCGUCCACGAUGUGCAUAGCCUAUCUGAUGGGAAAGCAGAAUUUCUUCCUCAUUGAAGCAUUCAACUUUGUAAUGGAGAAGAAGACCAUCUGCCCGAACAUUGGAUUUAUUGAGCAGCUGUGUGACUAUGAAAAAGUUUUAAAGAACAAAAUUACCUUUUCCUCCAAGAAGUACAUAAACUGGUUUACCUCCCAGAUGUGUGACAAUAACGUAAAGACAGAUUUUAGUCUGGAGUGCAAAAAGAACACCACAUAGAUUUUCGUUUCACCAGUGGUCGCUUCCAGUAGUGCCUAAUCAUGGGCUACUUUACAUACAGUGGAAGCGAAGCUUAAUUUUUUUUACCCCGUUUUAGCGAACGGAGGGUUGUCAACGCGCGUAUUGGAGGGGACACACGCAUCCACAUAUAUUCAGACCUGCCUAUUAAUUUAUCAGCUGCUUCACGUGAGGGUAAAGGUGAGGUGAAGAUGAGGCCCCCAUUUUUGAUCCAUUUGAAUAGAUCUACCUUUUCUUUUUAAAUGUAGAACGAGCGUGUGUGUCCUUACUCUUUGAUUUGUUCUGGGGGAAGGCGUACAAUUGUACGUAUAUAUAUAGUUAUGCUUAUGGAAGGCUCAGUAGUACAUUUUGCUUCUCCUUUCCCACCCUUUUUUUCUUCUGAAAUAUAUAUUUUAUCCUAAUUCGAAUA